Capronia coronata CBS 617.96 is the source of this 3612-nucleotide messenger RNA. RefSeq lists its product as uncharacterized. The transcript has 5 exons. NCBI's taxonomy places the organism in Eukaryota, Fungi, Ascomycota, Eurotiomycetes, Chaetothyriales, Herpotrichiellaceae. Gene Ontology annotation, molecular function: protein binding; RNA binding. The record is from RefSeq and is a predicted model, not a curated record. Gene Ontology annotation, biological process: nuclear-transcribed mRNA catabolic process, nonsense-mediated decay. Gene Ontology annotation, cellular component: cytoplasm; exon-exon junction complex. Bases 1 to 3612 code for a protein of 1203 amino acids.
AUGGACCGCAAGCGCAAGAGAGAGCUACGUGACCUAAAUCUGCGCGUCUGGGCAGGCGCAAAAGAUGUCUACAAUGUGGCACCCUCUCUCGACUCGUCUCUCAAGAAAAACACCGCCUUUAUCAAACGUCUCCGGACCGGCCUCUCUUCGACGGCACAAGAUUCCCUUCUCUCCGAAGUCCGCACCUUAUCUCUGCAGAAGUAUCUCUCCGAGAUCAUCUCUGCGACUGCCGAAGGCUUGAGCAAACUCAAGACCGCCAGCGAGAUCUCAACGGCGGCGGAGGUUGUGAGCGCGCUACACCAAAGAUUCGGACCUGCAGAAUUCACAAAGCAGCUGGCAUGGUUGCUUGGCAAGGGGUUGACACCGCCUGACAAGGCUCAGAUGAAACUUUGGAGUCCGGAAGUGCGUGAACGUGAAGAGAAGGAGCGUCUUUCGCGCCACCGGAUUCUUCUUCGUGUGGUCACGGAAUUCUGGCUGUGUGGUAUUCUUCGAAGUCUGGACGAUGUGGAUCGCCCCGACGAGGCUACAGCCCGGGGGAAGGACAACUCGUCGCAGGCAGAAUCCAAACCGAAGCUCGUCGCAAACGGUACCCGCCCUGACGCUCAUAUCGAACAUGACCCUUUCCCCCUUGAGGUUUUGAAGGAGCUGCUCGGACACGACCCUGAACACGCCAACCUAGGUCUUGCCGUGCUCUUUGUCAAGAACUUCGCUUGGGAUAUUCUAGGACGUAAGCCACCUUCCGAGGAAGCUAGAAAAACAGUCGAAGCCGAUGGUGCUGCGUCGGAAGGCGUCAAAGAGGAUACCACUCCUGGCGGCCUGGCCGACGAAGACCAACCCAUCAUUCCACAACCUAUUCGACAACGAUUCAUCAAUGUGUUCGAGCGUUAUUUGGCGAGUGUCAAGAGCCAUGUCACACGAAAUCAAAAAUCGUUAACCAAUCAAGGCCGCCGAAACGCAGAGGCAUAUGUCAAGAGUGGUGAAAUCUUCGAAGACCGACAAGCCAAUCAUGAAAAGCAGAUGAAGGCGCAAGAAAAACUGAUUGCCGGUGCACAGGUGCUCUGUGACGUCCUAGGCCAAGAGAUGCCAGAUCUUGCCGAGAAAGAAAACGCAGAGAGCUCAUUGUCAGGCAGCGUGGGAAUGAUCAAGACCGGAGAUUAUCUCAAGGUGUCCAGUGAUGGCGCCGGGAUUUGGGAAGAUGAAGAAGAGCGUCGCUUCUAUGAGAAUCUAAUGGACCUCAAGGGCCGAGUUCCUAGUAUUCUCCUUGAGGAUUCGAAGAAGAAGCCUGAAGCAGAAGAGCGGGGAGAUUCGAGUGCUGCAGGAACCGAAAGCGGCUCCAGCAAGCCGCCCGAGAACGAUGAUCAAUCUACCGCGAUUGCGAACAAAACCGUCGGUGCUCAGGUCGAUGCUCUCCUGUUGCGGUUGCCGGACCUGCAAACCAAGGACAUGGUCGACCAGAUCGCACUGGAUUUCUGUUUUGUCAACUCGAAAGCAUCGCGCAACCGCCUCAUCAAAGCCUUGCAAGAAGUUCCCAAGGGCCGGUCAGACUUACUUCCCUUGUACGGGCGCCUGGCGGCGACUCUUGGUCAGUAUAUGCCAGACAUUGCCCAGGGAUUGGUGGGACAUCUUGACGACGAGUUUCGGAGUCUCCAGAGACGCAAAAGCAAAGACUUCCUGGGACAGGUCCGAAUGGUGAACAUUCGUUAUCUGGCUGAACUCACGAAAUUUGGCAUUGUCCCCGAGCACGUUAUCUUCCACUGUCUCAAAGUCAGCUUGGACGACUUUUCCCGGAUGAACAUUGAAAUCAUUGCUCAUCUGCUGGAAAAUUGUGGACGCUAUCUCCUACGCAACCCUGAGACCGCCCCUCGGAUGGCUUCGUUUCUGGAGACCUUGAACCGCAAGAAGUCAGCGCAGCAUAUGGGAGCUCAGGAGCGUAUGCUGAUUGAAAACGCGCUCUACUAUGUUGAUCCUCCGCAGCGAGCCGCGAUCCAGCAGAAAGAACGCACGCCAAUGGAGCUUUUCGUGCGUCAAUUAAUGUACGUCGAUCUGACCAAACGCAACUACAUGAAGGUGCUCAAGACCAUCCGCAAGCUGCACUGGGAAGAGAAGGAAGUGGUUGAGAUUCUUGAAAAGAUCUUCAGCAAGCCUGGAAAGGUCAAAUUCAGCAACAUCCAUCUUUUGGCGGUCUUGCUCCAGGCGCUCUUCCGAUACCACCAAGACUUUGCAAUCAGUGUGAUAGAUAACAUUCUGGAACAAAUCACGCUUGGUCUCGAACAGAACGAUUUCAAGUUCAACCAGCGGAGAGUGGCCGAAGUCAAGUACCUCGGCGAGCUCUACAACUACAAGAUGAUCGACUCGACCGUGAUCUUUGACACAUUGUACCGGAUUUUGACGUUUGGUCACGAAGGUGGGACUCCUCAGCCCGACAACUACACGCCCUUCGAUCCUCCGGAUGACUUCUUUCGAAUCCGCUUGGUUUGCACGAUCCUCGACACCUGUGGCGUCUGCUUUGACCGAGGCAGCUCCCGAAAGAAGCUCGAUUUCUUCUUGACGUUCCUUCAGUAUUACAUGCUGACCAAGGAUCCGCUUCCCAUGGAGAUUGACUUCAUGGUACAAGACACCUUUUCGCUUGUGAGACCGAAUUGGAAACUGGUGACCGAUCUCGCGGAAGCCGCCAGGUUAUUUGCAGAAGCGGUCAAUGCAAACUACAAGCAACAAGGUAAUGACAGAGCUGUCGAGCAGGCAGAGGACAACGAGGAUUCAGCUUCCGAGGAUGGUGAAGUCGAUGCCGAACUUGAGGCGGACAUUGCGCAGUCCUCGGAUGACGAAGGCGAGCCCGCAGCCGCAGCCGCAGAGGACAGCGCCGACGAGAGACAAGAUGUCGACUCGGACGAAGAAGAACAGAUUGUUGUUUUGCGUCAAGAAGAACAGGUUGACCCGGAAGUUGAAGCAGAGUUUGACCGAGCCUUCGAGAAAAUGAUGGCCGAAAGCCUAGAUUCUCGCAAGUUCGAGCGCAAGGCCCAGUUCGAUGUGCCGCUCCCGAUUCGCAAAAUCCAACGAGCACCGACCGAAACCGUCGAUGAGGAGGCGCCGGCCGAGGUUCGACCCGAACCCAACACCAUGGCAUUCUCCUUGAUGACCAAGCGAGGAAAUCGGCAACAAGCAAGUUCUCCCUUCCAUCUGAUUACCAAGACGAUUGAGCUGCCGUCCGACUCGAGUUUCGCUAUUUCGAUGAAAUCCCAGCAGGCGGCGGAGAGAGAGGAGCAGCAGCGCAUCAAAAACCUGGUUCUGAACUAUGAUCUGCGCGAUGAUCAACAUGAUGGUACUCCCAAUGGAUUUCCCUCUGGCCCUAUUAUGCAACCCCCGUUAAAGAGGAACCCCAAUACUAAAGGACUCAUUGUGAAACCAGGCCCGGAUCCCUUCAAUUCCUCUCUCAGCCGAGCAGAGAGAGCCGGACGGAACAAUCCGCGAGCAAGGAGACUGAAUCUCAAAGAUGUGGACUGGUAUGACACCAAGAAUGCAACUCCGACCGGUGCAAAUGGCGGAAACGAGAACAAGAACGGUUUUCGCUCGUCAACCGACAAGAGUCCCCGGUUAUUCAAGAAGCCAGGCUGA